Abrus precatorius (Indian licorice) is the source of this 813-nucleotide messenger RNA. RefSeq lists its product as uncharacterized. The coding region runs from base 19 to 786 and encodes 255 amino acids. The record is from RefSeq and is a predicted model, not a curated record. NCBI's taxonomy places the organism in Eukaryota, Viridiplantae, Streptophyta, Magnoliopsida, Fabales, Fabaceae. The transcript is spliced from 8 exons.
AUUUGCAAUUUUUCUAAGAUGGAUACCGCUCAAAGGAUCGUUGGAGUCAAGUACGAGUGCUUGCUUUUUGAUGUGGAUGACACACUCUACCCAUUGAGCUCAGGUCUCAAUUUGUCAUGUUGCAAGAACAUACAAGAGUAUAUGUUAGAACACUUGCAUAUUGAACAGAGUGAAGUACCAAAGAUGUGCCUAGAUUUAUAUGGGGAAUAUGGUACAACUAUGGCAGGAUUGAAGGUCCUUGGUUAUGAGUUUGACAAUGACGAGUUUCAUGCUUAUAUACAUGGAAGAUUACCAUACGAGAAACUGAAGCCUGAUCCAGUAUUAAGGAACCUUCUGCUUUCCAUGCCCCAGCGUAAAAUAAUAUUCACCAAUGCAGAUCACGCACAUGCAGUUAAAGUUCUCAACAGAUUGGGCUUGGAAGAUUGUUUUGAGGGCAUCAUAUGCUUUGAAACGCUUAAUCCUCCCAAACAAAGAUGUUUCAACUCCCACUCUCAAAUCCUUUGCAAACCAUCUGUGGAAGCUUUCGAAGCUGCUAUUCGGACUGCUAACGUGGAUCCUGAGAAAACGGUUUUCUUUGAUGACAGCGCUAGAAAUGUUGCAAGUGGAAAAGUAGCAGGACUUCACACUGUUAUCGUGGGCCGUUCAGAUCUGGUGCCUGGCGCUGAUCAUGCCCUGAAUAGCAUUCAUAAUAUCAAAGAAGCAUUGCCUGAAAUAUGGGAGGCUGAGGAAGGCACGCAAGAGCAAAUGAUCCAAACCCCAGCAGUUGAAACUAUGGUCCUUGCAUAGGAUUUUGCUUGGAUAAAAUAUUUUAAC